AUGGGUGGUAGUGUUGGAGCGAGGAGUGAGUACCAUCCGUUAUACUGGAAGCAUUUCUCCACCCAAAACCAGUAUCCAAAUGCAAUGGCGCACGCCAAUCCCAUGGACGGCAAUGCGCCGAUAGACCAAGGCGGCGAUAAGAAAAGAAGAUCCAUUGUUAACACCAGGGCCGGAAUGGCAUGGAAUCCAAUAUCUGUGGCCAUGAAACACUUGUCUCAGUAUUCUGACUCAAAAGGAACAUACCCCUGGGAUUUCCACGGAACGAAAGAGAGAAAUUGUAACCCCAACACUCACCCGCCGCUGUCGACAAUUCCACCCAUUCAGGCUUCACAAGCCGUGUAUCAAUCUGUACGAAAUACCUUGUUAGGUGGGUUUGAUACGGCGGCUGGGGAUAUCGCGAGUGGAGCUUACAAUUCUCAAGCCCCAGUAGAGGAUACUGAUCAACACCUCCAUCGGUGCGCUACAUACCAGAAGCAUGUUCUUGAGGGCAAAGAGACGCGACGACAGCAGGAGGUCCGCGGCGAGGCCUACCAGACUUGUCAAGGUAGCCAUGGAGAGACCAAUAAUGGUCAGGUACUGGAAAUGCCAUCCGUAGGCCUCGUUUCUUAG
Molecule: messenger RNA, 609 nt
Organism: Paracoccidioides brasiliensis Pb18
Exons: 1
Coding region: 1-609 (202 amino acids)
Source: RefSeq, a predicted model, not a curated record